This is a messenger RNA of Dioscorea cayenensis subsp. rotundata (Guinea yam), 1079 nucleotides long. Its product is annotated as protein ABIL2-like. Bases 17 to 979 code for a protein of 320 amino acids. The record is from RefSeq and is a predicted model, not a curated record. The transcript is spliced from 9 exons. NCBI's taxonomy places the organism in Eukaryota, Viridiplantae, Streptophyta, Magnoliopsida, Dioscoreales, Dioscoreaceae.
GCAAGCAUUUGAGCAAAUGCAAUCAGCCUUCUUCAAACUCAUCAAACAAACAAUGGAGACUUUGUCUCAUGCUUCGUCUUCUUCAUUACUUGAUCAUCGGAGAGCCUCAACUUUUGAUGAAAUUUCUAUGCAUCAAAGGUUUCUCUUCUUGGACACUGUCAAGGAGAUGAAGAAUCUGCGAUCACAGUUAUAUACUGCAGCCGAUCAUUUUGAAUUAUGUUAUAAGAAUGAAAAGCAGACAUACAUAGUGAUGAACAACUUGAAAGACUAUGUUAUUAAGGCCUUUGUCAACACUGUUGAUCACCUUGGCUCUGUUUCAGAUAAGAUAAAUGCUCUUCUUGAUGAGAAGAUCAAAGAUGUCUCUAAAUCAGAAGUUGGAAUUGUUUGUGUUGAACAGAGACUUCGUACUUGCCGGGAAUUUACUGAUCAUAAAGGUCUUGUUCAACAGUCUCUCAUCAUCAAACCUCCAAAGUACCAUAAACACUACAUUUUACCAGCUGGUAAAGCAAUACGUGAGUGCGGGACACAUGUAAUAAGAAAGUAUGAAGAAUCAAAGCUGAGAAAAGACAUUAUCGAUCAAUCACAAAGCCUGCAAACCGUGGCUAAUGCAACUCAUGGCGAGAAACAAUUGAGAUUCAGUAAAUCGCCUUCGAUCUUACUUUCAAAGCUAGCUCAAUCUUCAUUGCCUUCUCCAAGAAUGCUUUCGCCAUCACCUUCUCUGCCUACAGGGAAGUUUGUAUUCACAGAACAAAGAUCAGAUGCAAUGAAGCGCUCGGGAUCGAUUUCAUACAGACGAAGCUUUCGAAGUAUAUCUAACAUAGGGCGUUCAUACUCUCCAGAGCCGUGGAAGUCUCGGUCGAGUCAUGCAUACUCUGAAAGAAAUGAGCAUAUAGAAAUGAAUAAUGGUUCGAGCAGAAACAUCUUCAAGAGCCUGCUCAGCCGACGAAGAUCAAGAAAAGAAGAUGUACUUUCAGGAUGAACAAUUUUUGUUUUUUUUUAUCAUUCAAAUUAUGUAUUAAAACCAUUCUCUCUGUUCUUUUAAGCCAACAAGUUUCAUAUGCAUAUUGCCAAUUCCAUUA